Messenger RNA from Setaria italica (foxtail millet), 2445 nucleotides. RefSeq names its product zinc finger CCCH domain-containing protein 54. The transcript has 7 exons. NCBI's taxonomy places the organism in Eukaryota, Viridiplantae, Streptophyta, Magnoliopsida, Poales, Poaceae. The record is from RefSeq and is a predicted model, not a curated record. Gene Ontology annotation, molecular function: RNA binding; metal ion binding. The coding region runs from base 240 to 1949 and encodes 569 amino acids.
CUGCAGCCGUCGCUAGUCUGUUCGUUUGUUACUCGAUCGGCAGCCUCCAUUGCUUGCGAACCGCUCGUCUCCGGCCUCCUCGGCCGCUGCUCUUCGCUCGCCCUGUUUAUAAGGAGCAGGGCUCCCUCGUUUCCCUCCUGUUUCCUUCGAGGAGAAGGGAGUGGGGCAGAUUGAUUCCUGGCGCUCGCGCUCCGAUCCAUGCAAAGCUUCUAGGAUUUGCUGCGCGCGCGGCGACGGCGAUGGACUUCCCGGAGCUCGCCAAGCUGGCCUUCUCGAGGGUGCAGCAGAUGGAGCCGCAGAACGUCGGCAAGAUCCUCGGCUGCAUCCUCCUCAGGGAGCCCGACGAGGAUGAGAUGGUGCAGCUCGCCUACGGCAACGACGCCACCGUGCACGCCAAGAUCAACGACGCCAAGGCCACGCUCGCCGCCAUCUACGCGCGCUGCUCCGCGCAGCACCACCACCAGAUCGGCGCCGCGCACAGGGCAAGCGCCGCCGCCGCCGGGUACCACCCGGCCGCCGCCGGGGUGCGCCACCACUUCUCCCCCGCGCCCGCCGCCUACGGCUUCCAGUACUGGCCGGAACCCGCGCCGGUGCCCAAGGCGCAGCCGGACUUCGGGCUCGUGGACGCCGCCGCCGAGGCCCACUACGCGCUGCAGCAGCAGAACCACAACGGCCUCGACGACCACCACCACUACGACGCCGCCGGAGGGUACUACUACGCCGCCGCCGAGGACGCAUUCCACAAUGGCGGCGCCGCCGGCGGGGGUCCGCCGCCGAGGGCUGCGGCUCGGCGGGCGAACGGCCUGUCGACUCGGCGCCCCUGCUACUACUUCAUCAAGGGCGUGUGCAAGAACGGCCAGAACUGCAACUUCCCGCACCACCAGGCCUACUCCGACGGGUCCUCCGACGACAGCCACCACAACAGCAGCGGAGGCACGCCUGGCGCGCUCGAGAAACUGGAAAUGGAGAUCACCGAGCUGCUCUACUCGCGGCACGGCCAGCCACUGUCCAUCGCCUCGCUGCCCACGCUCUACGGCGAGAGGUACGGGAAGGGCCUUCAGGCCGAUGGCUACCUCACCGAGAGCCAGCGCCAUGGUAAGGCCGGCUAUAGCCUCACCAAGCUGCUCUCUCGCCUGAACAAGAUCAGAAUCAUCGAAAGGCCGCAUGGACAGCACUCGGUGGUUCUCGCUGAGGACGCCGCCAGGUACACGGAAUUCAGGGGCGAGAGAGGAGGAGGUGACAUGGGUUCCGUCCCAGCCAGCUCGCACCAGAUUUACCUGACCUUCCCUGCCGAGAGUAAGUUCGUCGAGGAAGACGUCGCCACUUACUUCGGGCAGUAUGGUCCAGUGCGUGAUGUGAGGAUCCCAUGUCAGGAGAGGCGCAUGUUUGGCUUCGUGAGUUUCGAGAAUCCAGAGACAGUGAGCACCAUCCUCAUGAGGCGUAACCCGCAUUUCAUCUGUGGAUCAAGGGUCCUCGUUAAACCCUACAGAGAGAAAUCCAAGUGCAUAGAACGGAUGCAUGUGGACAAGAUGAAGCCGAUGCACUACUGCCCUACUCGCUUCUUCGAGAUUGAUCCGGACUUUUAUCCCGAUGAAUAUGAGGCUUCAAGCAGGAUGGUGAGAAAGCAAUUGGCAGAGAAGCGCGAGAGGCUGAUCGAGCUCGAGAGGAAGCGCUUCGGAGGGGUUAGGCUUAAACCAUUGCCACAUCAGUUUGCCUACUUCGAUUGCAGCAUUGAGGAUGUAAAUCCCCUCAAUUGCCUCCCAGCAGAUUCCAAAGAUGCCGACCUGAUUGUGCCGGACUCAUUGGAGAUCGUCUCCCCGAGCCAAGCUCCACAAACGCAGGCAAGCAAUAACUACGAUGACAAAGAGAGCAAUCAGAUCGAACUCCUCCCAGAGAGUCCAUUCGCAUCAGCUGCGCCUGCUGGAAACAGCAUAUCCACAAUCAUAUAAUUGCAAGGAAAAGGGAGAUAAAGCAUCCUGGACCAUCAAUUAGUUGUUCGUUUGAUAUCUUCUCAAGGUCUAAAGGGAUAAGUGUGUUUUUGCACAGGAGAGCCAAAAAUAAUCAACAGUUUUUUGUAGAUAGAGAAAAAGGAAAGAUAAGAACUCUCACUGGUCUUAAUUAGGAGUCACAGGAUAAAGAGAGCAAGUGUUAUUUUAUACUUUAGAAGUGGGAUGGAAAAAGCAUGCAGGUUGAGGACAGGAAAAAAAGAGCUACACUGGUAAGUUUUAUACAAGUGUGUAGUCUGACUAUAAGUUAUAGAAAAUAAUGUGACAUGAUAGUUGUUCUAAUAGGACACUAUGAUACAUGCAAAUUGGUGUUCUGCCAUUUGUUUCCAAAGAUUAUGAACCAAGUUUAAUUAUUUGCAAAGGUAAAAUUAGUUGGUCCAGGGCAUCUAUUAUUUGUACUUUUGGUUAGUAAUGAAGACACAAUUUCAGUUCCAUGCUC